This is a messenger RNA of Alexandromys fortis (reed vole), 2166 nucleotides long. RefSeq names its product PRAME family member 12-like. Gene Ontology annotation, cellular component: cytoplasm. Gene Ontology annotation, biological process: negative regulation of cell differentiation; positive regulation of cell population proliferation; negative regulation of DNA-templated transcription. The coding region runs from base 64 to 1509 and encodes 481 amino acids. The record is from RefSeq and is a predicted model, not a curated record. The transcript has 4 exons. NCBI's taxonomy places the organism in Eukaryota, Metazoa, Chordata, Mammalia, Rodentia, Cricetidae.
GCUACUGCCUGCCCUCUGGAAGAAGGAACGUGUUCUCCAGUUUCCACCUCUGCUUCUAACAGGAUGGGCAUCUGGGCCAUACCCACACUGGAGAAGCUGUCAAGGCAAGCUCUGCUGAGAAAUGAGGCCUUGGCCAUCUCUGCUCUGGGGAAGCUGCCCAUCAACCUCCUCCCAGCACUGUUUGAGGAGGCUUUCAGUAACCAAUGCAAUGGGAUCGUGAAGGCGAUGGUGGUAGCCUGGCCUUUCCCCUACCUCCGUGUGAAGGGCAUGAUGAACACCUUCGACACAGAGAUUUUUCAUGCUGUGCUGGAUGGACUGGAUGUCCUGCUGGCUCAGCAGGUUUGCCCCAUGAGAGGAAAACUUCGAGUACUCGAUUUUCAGAGGUUGCCCUGUGAGUUCAGGACCAUCCAGACUGGAACAGAGGAUGGGGUUUGCUCAGCAGAGACUGUGAGUGUGAAGCAAGCAGGGAAGCCCUCUCCUACACAUGAGCUGAGGCCGCUAAUCAAGGUGAGAAUUGACCUCUACUUCGGGUCCCGAAUGGAGAAAGCAGAAGUGUACUUCUUACAGUGGGCCCAGCAGAGAAAAGACUCCCUCCAGCUCUGCUGUGAGGACGUGAAGAUUGUGUUGCAGUCCCUAGAUAAUACUAGGACAUUUCUGAGUGUUUUCGAGCUAGAAUACAUCAAGGUGUUGGAACUCACUGUAGAUUGGAGCUGGCGCACUCUGGCACAAUUUUCUACCUACCUCCCGGAGAUGAGAAACCUUCACACAGUUUCCCUAGUGCAUAUCCAUUCGAACAUGUGUGAAGUUUGCUGUCAACCACGCUUAGAUGAGAUGAACUUUUUUCAAAAGUUCUUUUCUCAGUGUUCCGGACUCAGCGGUCUCCAGCAUCUUUAUCUGCGUGGCAUCUCUUUCUUCAGUGAGCACAUGAAACUCUUGCUCAGGAACCUGAAGACUCCCUUGGAAACCUUCUCUGUCACUCACUGUCAACUGUUCCAGUCACACUUGAAAGACUUUGAGCUGUGUCCAUCCCUUCAUCGACUAAAACAUCUGGACAUGAGUGGAGUCCUACUGUGCAAUGUCUCGAUUGUGCCUCUCAGUGUUCUCCUAGAGAUGGGAGCAGACAGUCUUGAGACUCUGGAAUUGCAGGGGUGUUGGAUAAAAGACUCUCAGUUCCGUGAUCUCCUUCCUGCCCUCAGCCAAUGCUCCCAGCUCACCAAGGUCAAUUUUUAUAGCAAUGACUUCUCCAUGAAUCUCUUGUGUGACCUUUUUCUCCACACAGCCAACAUGAGCAAGAUGACCAUGGAGCAGUACCCUGCCCCUCGGGAGUGCUAUGACCAGAAUUCCAUCCUGGUCAUACACACAUUUUCUCAACUUUGUUCUCAGCUCGUGGAUACGCUCAGGGCCAUAAGGCAGCCCAAGAGGAUAUGCUUUGCUACACAUGGCUGCGGGAGAUGUUUUCAACCCUUUGUGUAUGACCAGGUGACCAGACUUUGUCCCUGCUUGCGGUAAAGAGGGGGAAAGUUGCUUUUGGUCCUUGAAUUCUCAGGGUGGCUACAUAAAGGCCUUUGUGCAGAGCAAUGCAGACACCCACACCUUCUACAGCAGAGGUUUGGGGAUUUCUAGAGGUUUUUAAUCCUGGAUAGCAGUGCAGGAGGCACUGUGUGCAUGUCCAGUGGCAGGUGGGAGAGCAAUGCAGACCAAAUGGGAGGAGUUUAACCCAUUUGAAGAAAAUUUAUUUUUUUCUGUCACUUAAAAAAUAUUUGUAUUUAACUUGCUGCUUUUAAACUCUUAUGGGCUUACUUUACAUUGUUUCAGUUAUGCUUAUGUGGUGAGGAGGUACAUGCAAGUGCCAGAGGCAGAGGAACCCUAAACCAGUUACCUGGCAUGAUUGCUAGGAGCCAGAUUUGGUCUCUUGGAAGAGAAGCCAGGGCUCUACAGUGCUGACCCACCUCUCCAGCUCCUGGCCUUGACCUCUUAGUCCUCUCCUUCCCCCCCCCCCACCUCCUAAUUGCUGAGAUUGCGGAUCUGGACCACCUUGUCUAGGCUGAAUGCUUUAGGGCACCUAAAAGCUAGGUGGCCAGUGGUUUGUAAGUGUGCAGGAUGUGUUCCAAAGUUCUUCUACUGUCCUGAAGCCCUUACUGCAUCAGACAACUGUAUUUGCACUAU